Molecule: messenger RNA, 3614 nt
Organism: Ostreococcus lucimarinus CCE9901
Lineage: Eukaryota; Viridiplantae; Chlorophyta; Mamiellophyceae; Mamiellales; Bathycoccaceae
Exons: 3
Coding region: 15-3599 (1194 amino acids)
Biological process (GO): chromatin remodeling
Cellular component (GO): nucleus
Molecular function (GO): histone demethylase activity; DNA binding
Source: RefSeq, a predicted model, not a curated record
CCGCCGCGACCUCCAUGAGCGCGCGCCGCGACGUCGACGCGCGUCACGCGUCGACGUCCGAAAAGGAUUCCGAAAGAAAACCGUCGCGAACGACGACGGCGGACAUCGCGAGCGCGCCGACGUUCCGUCCGACGCUCGAGGAGUUCGCGGACCCGAUCGCGUACCUGUCGUCGAUCGAGGCGCGCGCGCGCGAAGCGGGGAUAUGCAAGGUGAUACCGCCGCGAGGCGCGGCGCCGAGGUGGAACGGCGAGGCGUGGAGGCGAGACGACGCGCGAUUCGAGACGAAAUUGCAGAACGUACACUCGCUGAGCGAGGGAAGGACGUUUCAGUUCGGGAAGGAGUACGCGAAAGGGGAGUACGAGGCGAUGGCGAAGGCGUAUGAGGAACGGUGGGCGAAGGAACGUCCGGACGUCGACGCGAACGACGCGAACGCGCUGGAGCGAGCGUUUUGGGAUAUGGUGGAGACGCGGAGCGAGCAGGCGCGAGUCGAGUACGGGAAUGAUUUAGAUACCAAGAUUUUCGGUACCGGGUUCGGGGUGGACGAAAACGGGGAGAAGCAUCCGUGGGAUUUCGAGCAUUUGUACUCGCAUCCGCUUAAUUUAUUGCGCGUCGUCGAGCACGACAUUCCGGGACUCACCAAGCCUUGGUUGUAUCUUGGCAUGCUUUUCGCCACGUUUUGCUGGCACGUUGAGGAUCAUUUCUUGUGUUCGCUUAACUAUUUGCAUCGCGGGGCGGCGAAGACGUGGUACGGUGUGCCAGGAAGCGACGCGGAGGCGUUCGAGAAUUGCGCUCGGGCGACGGUGCCGCGCCUAUUCGAGCAAGCGCCAGAUAUUUUACAUCAAAUCGUCACGAUCGUCCCACCUGGAGUAUUGGUAGAUCAUGGCGUCAAGGUCGUGCACACGGUGCAACAGCCUGGGGAGUUUGUCGUGACGUUCCCUCGUGCUUACCACGCCGGGUUUUCCCACGGUUUCAACGUCGCCGAAGCGGUGAACUUCGGUCAUGUCAACUGGCUCGAUUUCGGCCGUCGAGCCAUCGACGUGUACAGCACCGGAUCGUUCAAACGCAACGCCGUGUUUGCACAUCAUCGCCUCGUUUCGCGCGCCGCCGAAACCUUCGUCGAAGUUCUGGGUAAGAACGCUCGACUGGUGAAGAGUAAAGCCAUGGGCGCCAUCGUAUCGACGCUUCGCAAGGAGCUCGAAACGAUUUUGAGCGAUGAAGAAAUUUAUCGUGCCUCCCUCGUGCGUCGUGGAUUGAACAUAGAAAUCGUUCAAGCACCUAACGAGGACGACGAUGCGUGCUGUAUUCGCUGCAAAGCGAUGCCGUUUCUCUCCGUCGUGCGAUGCAAGUGUCUACCGACGGCGGUGCGAUGCCUUCGACACGCCAUGGACGCUUGUGAUUGCGCGGCGGGGGAGAGAACCUUAGAGAUUCGCGUGGUUGAUUCACGACUUCGCGAGCUCAUUAAAGCACUGUUCUUCGGUGACGGCAUACAAACCAAGAACGACGCCGCGAAAGCGCGCGUAGAUUUCUCGGCCAAUGUGAACAGAGUCGCCGUCAAUCGAGCGCCGCCGCCCAAGCCGAAAGUCGUCCUUCCAAAGCCGAAAACCGUAAAACCGCCGCCGACGCGAGCGGUACUCGCGUCUCCACCCCCCACGCGCAUCGUCGCAUCGAAAGCCGACGAUGCUUUCACCGCGCGCGGUCUUCCGCGCAAGCGAGCCAAGUGCGAAACCCGGCGGCGCUGGACCGCCGAGAUGGUCGCCGACUUCGAAGUCGCCGUCGAGCGCCUGGGCGGCGUCGACGCGGCGACGGGCAAAAAGCUCGCCGAAGCGUUAUCCGCGCACGACGUCACGCGAGACCAAUGCGCGAGUCGCUUGCAAAAGCACCGCGAGAAAAUCAAAUCAAACGCGGACGCGCGCGCAACCUUCAUGGCGUCCAAACGACCCCGCGGCGACGCCACCGACGCGUCCACGCCUCGAGCGCGCGUCUCCGAGGAAGACGCGCGCGCCCCAGUCUCCCUCAAGUCCCUGCUCGAGCGAUGGAACCUCGGCGACGUCGUAAACACCGCCGGCGUGUCGCGUCGAAUAAAGUGUCGACUCGUCCCGGUGUGUCGAACGAAGGACGACGAGCGCGCGCGCAUCGCUCGAGGCGAGCCGGUGAUAUGCGCGAGCGCAGAGUACGCGUCCGAAGUGUUCGACGCGAUCGGGACGGCGCGCGACGGCCUCGCGUGGGCGACGCGGUCGAGUUUCUCAAACUUUGACGCCGAGCGCGGCAAGGUGGCCAUGCGAAGCGGUUGGGGCGCGCCGGGGACGCACGUGCUGAGCAAUCGAGACAUGACGAUCGUGACGUCGUUCGCCGAGGUCGUCGACCCGGCGAAUGAAAAGCCGCUGAAUUUACAAAUGUUUCAUCGCGAGGACACCGCGGUGCCGGUGUUGUCGAGGAAAUUGAAGUGGCCGAGCGAGGAGGAAUUUUUUGGAAUCGAAGGCGAAGACGCGCCGGGGAGGCUUUUAGACGACGCGACGCGCGUGAGCGCGAGAGGGGCGAUGACGUGGUGGCACUUGGAUGACUGUGGGGAGUUUGUGUGUCAAGUCGGGUUGCCCGAGGCGGGGGAGGCGGCGGAGGACGUGUUGCUCGGGCCGACGGGGAAACCCGUGGUGAAGUUGUUCAUUUUCGCCCAGAGGAAAGACUACGCGUGGGUGGCGCAAGACGCAGAGAUGAAUAAAUCUUACAAAAAUUGCGCACUGGAUCUUUUCGAUACGCCGGAUCAUUAUUAUCCCACGGCGAGCGAGAUGUGCCACCCAUCGAGCGCGCCGCUUGACGUUUCGUCGCCAAAGGCGUUCGACGGCGCCGCGACGAGCGACGACGCCGAAGAUCCAUGUCCAACGUUUUGGGUCGCUCCGCUCGAGGCUGGAGGGCCACCUUUAUUAUCACCUCCCAAUAUCAUACACUGUGUGCUCACCGUACGCGACUGCGUGAUGUGUGAAGAGCGCCGGCUUUCGCUGGCGUACAUGGAUGAAGUGUUGUACUUUCAGCGACGCGCGGCGAGAUGGUGCGAACCACCCAUCUUCUACGCUUUCGUUCGUGAAGAUUUGAGCGACACGGAGAAGGCUAGGUCGAACGCGAUGCGGCCACUCGUGAAGAUGCUGAAUGACUUGAAGCGCGUUGGCGCGACAGACGGCGACGCGUAUCGCUUUGCGCGGUGUUUAACGUCGUUGCGAGUUUUGGCGAAUCAUUCGCCCGAAUUCUACGCACUCGACGCAGAUGGCGUCGCCGAGGCUCGUAAAAGCAUCGACAAGCUCGAGUCUUGGUUGGCUGACGACUCAAACUGUGAGUUCGUCGAGAAAAUUCAAGCCGCGGUAAAGGCGGAUCCGCGAGCGGUGGAGGACGCAGAACUCGCAGAGUCUAUGAUGAGCGAAACACUUGGCGUGCUCAAUCUCGCCGACGGACGAUCGUGCGCCGUCGUUCACGAGCGUGGUCGACCUCGCUGGGGCCCGGUGCGCAACUCCAAGUCGCUCGUAGACAAGGACCGAAAAGAUAUGAAGAAUGCGAUUCGUUCGGGAACGCUCGACGCGCUUCUCCUCGCGUAUCGCCGCGACAUCAUCUAAUCUAGAAACUAGCGA